Molecule: messenger RNA, 1338 nt
Organism: Arachis ipaensis
Lineage: Eukaryota; Viridiplantae; Streptophyta; Magnoliopsida; Fabales; Fabaceae
Source: RefSeq, a predicted model, not a curated record
AUGGCACUUGAUAAAGACUAUUAUCAACAUGUGAUGGAGGACAUUGAUGAUGAAGAAGAAAAACUGGACUGCUUGAUGAGUGUGGAGCAUAGUUCAGUGUUGUCGUUGAGUGAAUCGGAGUUUGUGUGCAUUGGUUGGUCCAAUUUUGCAAUGCGUAAUUCAGUGAAGUCCAUGAUGUGGAAUAAACUUAAAAGUUGUGUGCUAAAGUUGAUUUCUGUAAUAGCUAAAAUUUGUCCACUUCAUGGAGAGCCAAAGAAAAAGAAAACCCGUGGAAAAAUAACUUGCAAGGAGAUUUAUGCAAGGACUAUGGAACAGCGGGAAGAAGUCACUUUUGAUCUUGGACAGCCCGUAGGACCAACCGACCAAAGUGUUUCUAAUUUAACUAGUUUUGUUGGCACUAUUGGUAGAAAUAAAAGAUUCGUUAGUCUUUUGUACACUAGUUGGCAUGCUGUUCCUCCUAAAGCUAAGAAGUUCAUGUGGGACUAUGUUAACACCAAGUUUCUCCUCCCAGACAGUGGAGAAAAGUGGGUAAUGCAAGCGAUUCGAGAUGCUUGGAAGCGGUUCAAAGGAAAGAUUAAGCAAAAGCACUUCGUUCCCUAUGAUACUAUUGAAGAUAUGGUGAAGAAUCGACCCCCUCAAGUACCAGAAAGUGGUUUCAUAAAAUUGAUCUAUUAUUGGAGUCAUCCUCUAAUCCAGUCAAUAAGUCAAAGAAACAUGCAACACAAGGAAAAUGUGAAGUUUCCACAUCGCAUGGGGCCUAUCAAUUUCGGAAGAGUACGAGUGGCUAUGCAAGCAACAAAGGAAACAAAGGAGGAACCAAAAAGGUUUGAGAUGUUCAUUGCUACCCGAACAAGUCGGAAGAGGAAAGAAGUGGAUGAGGAAACACAAAAUGCUGUUGAAGACUUCCAACACCGCCAAGCUGCUGGUGAAACAGAAGAGGAAGCAUUUGAGGCCUUAUUCGGGAAAGAACAACCAGGUCGGGUAAAGUUGUAUGGAAGAUCUGUGACAAAGACUGAUUUAAAAAAAUAUGCUGAAAUUAAUGAAAUCAAGAAUCAGCACAAAGAGGAAGUGUCCAGUCUGAAGGAUAAACUUGGACACAUGGAGGCCCAACAGCAAAAACAAGAGGCCAAACAGCAAAAACAAGACGAAGAGAUUCAUGGGUUGCGAAAUAUGAUCAAGUUAUUACUGCAGCGAUCGGAACCUGGAAUGAGGCCAGAAGAACUAGAAGCUUUAUUACAAGACGCCCAACAGUCUCCUAUUGAUGCGAAUAGCGGCCAUGGAUCAACACAUUUUCCGAACUUAGAUGUGGUAUGUCCUUAUCUAUUCUUUGUUCCAUAG